This is a messenger RNA of Colletotrichum godetiae, 1575 nucleotides long. RefSeq lists its product as uncharacterized. The coding region runs from base 215 to 1468 and encodes 417 amino acids. The record is from RefSeq and is a predicted model, not a curated record. Lineage: Eukaryota; Fungi; Ascomycota; Sordariomycetes; Glomerellales; Glomerellaceae. The transcript has 2 exons.
CUCUUCUUUCCCGCCUACCCUACCAACCCUAUCAACCCUUUCAACCCUUUCUCCGAUGUAUCCGUCAACAGAAUUCUUCUUUUCAAAUGAGAGAUGCGACCCAGGAGUUCUUCCAUUCUAUCAAAUCAUUCACUUCAACGAAUUGCUAGCCCUCCAAAACCAGCCUAGGCACACACAGCAUCCUGCUUAUAUACGACAAGAAUAAUCCUACAACAUGGCUUCAACGAUGGAAGAGGAGGUUUACCUGACUAUGCAACCUGUCUUCUCCAAUCAGCACGCCCAGAUCCGUCGCCCAAGAGCCAUCAAACACAGAAUUCACGUUUGCAGAUGCCCGGAGAUCAACGCUCUGAUGUCCCAAUACACCCGACCAGCCGUCAUCAGUACUUGCCAGCAGCUCCUUGAGAAGAGGAUUUUCGAAAGCAGAUGGAAGGCUGAGCAGCAGUUUCCUCGACUAUCCCAAGGAGCUACACCAGUGAUUACGUCGGAGAAGCCGGAGAUCAAUUGGAAGGAGAAGAUCAGGGCACUUACAGAUGAGAUGCAGGCGGAUGAGAUAGCCCGGCAGCAAUCUGCUGUUGCAGGUACAGAACCAGAGGAAGGGGAGAACAUGAUAAGUGCAGAGUCUCACGAUAGUCUGGCUAUAGGGGAGACGGGCGAUGCGGUGGACAGCAUUACCACAGCGAGCAGCAGCACCGUCGUCGGCGAGCCCACGGCAGCAGCAACAGCAACAGCAGAACAGCCACCUAAAAAGACCACAAAGUUACCCAGGCUCCGCACCGCCUUCCUAUCAUACGAAGCUCAGCACGCUCUUAUGACAAGAACCCAAGAGCUUCUGGAGGAUGCCUGCUUCGAGUUUGCGAAGCAGGAGCACCCCGAGAUUCUAGAAUCAGGACAAUGGGACUCGCCCGAGUGUGUCGAACUCCAGAAAUGGGUAUGGAUCUUCAACAACGAGUUGUUCAGCCAAUUCGAGGGUGAAAAGGUGCCCCUGCCGCACACUGGCUGGCACACCUUUUUCGAAUCGAUUAGACAUAUUCGGCACAAGGCCGUUCAUCGGCAGGUGCUCUGUGCCGCGGACGCAAAGGCGCACCUAACCGAUGCCGAGAGCCUCGCGAGGCUGCUGCGUCAGGAUGUGUGUCAGGUCAAGCUGGGCUUGUUGAAGGAGGAGAUGGAGAUGGCACUGGCGAUUUCGGAGCGGAAGAGGGGCGUGCUGGUGGAUGUAUACCAAGCCAAGUUUGACGAGAUUGAAGCGCGAAGGAGGGACCUGGAUGAGCUUGAGGGGCGGAUGAGGGAGGAGUUGGUGCGGGAGCAUAAGAAGAUGCAGAGUGAUCUCGGAUAUGGAUUCAAGCUUGCGGUUGCGGAGAUGAAGAAGGCGGAGGCGGUGGGGAUGGAUGAAGAAGAGGAAGAAGGCGCGGGCUCCUGGGGACUGAUCGACGGCUUCUGGAAACUGGUUUCUGGCAGACGACUUGCCUGAUGUAUCUGCUACGACCAAGUGCGAUAGAUCACGCGGGUUAUUAGGUCCUUCAUAUAGUAUAUAAUAAUAAUAAUCGCAGACGGCAGAUGAUGGGUCUGAACCAUUCC